AUGCGAAGCCUCCCGCGUGAGAUACUUGACAAUAUUGCCAAAUUCCUAUCCCCUUUUCAGGUCAAAGCCAUGGGAGACUCGUUCGGGUUCGUUGAUGAGAAUCAGUCACACCGUCUCUGGAGAGCCAUAUUUAAAGAUGAAGUAUGGCUGAAAAAGGCAAUUGGCUAUGGCGCUGAGCCUGUGCUUAUUGGUUCUCAUAUAAAUGAUGUGGCUGCCCAAACAGGAAGAAAGCGACCGGUUUACAUAGUUCUACAUACCAACGACUUUUCAGGUGACACAUUUCAUGAUGGCAUGCCCUCUUUACUUCAAAGUUUGAGGAACCGCCACUCAUACAAUGAAAAGACUCAUGAGGUGACUCUACCCAAGAUCAGUUGGCGAAAUGCAGCCAAUGAAAAACUUACAAUCCCCAAAAUUAUACUCAAUGUCUACGACAUUGCGAAAGGUGCAGAGACGAUGGAGCUUGAGGGUAAAAAAACUCGAAAGCUCUUUGAAAAGGCAACUUUUACAUCAAAAUAUUCCUUCUACACGUGUCCUAAAAUCCAGACCUUGGAAAGAAAGGAUAUUUACGGGAUUGGAGGGGCAGUUUCCGAGAUUAGCGGGCUUACCCCCAUUUGUGUCUUUAACCUUCGAACAACCAGCAAAAAAUGGCAAAUCAUAUUUUGCGAGCCGGGUUACCGAGGUGGUACCCCGUAUUACGAAGGCGAGAAGUACAAGCCGCACACAAUUCUUGGGUGGCGACGCUAA
Messenger RNA from Aspergillus pseudonomiae, 744 nucleotides. RefSeq lists its product as uncharacterized. The record is from RefSeq and is a predicted model, not a curated record. Lineage: Eukaryota; Fungi; Ascomycota; Eurotiomycetes; Eurotiales; Aspergillaceae. The coding region runs from base 1 to 744 and encodes 247 amino acids. The transcript has a single exon.